GUGGGCUGGGUGGUGGUUGUGAUGGUGGUGGAAGGUGUUAGUGGUGGCGGCGGCGAGCAGCGACGCGAUGAUGGGAUUGGGCUACUUCACUCAGAGUUCAUGGUGAGCGGCAGGGAGUGAAGCGGCACCACAGAGCUACACAUUAGUGUGAAACACUGUGAGUCAGGUUUUACAGAACAGCUGGACUGGACGGCUGAUUCCUCUGAGCAGAGAAGAGAAAAAAGGCCCAGCAGCUGGAGAACAACCUGAAGAUGUUGGCUCUGAGGACGUUUGUUCUGCUGGGACUGAGCUGGACAUGUCAAGCUGCGUCUAGUGAUCCAUGGGGUCAGUGUCCAGUCAUCAGAAUGUGUAAGGACAAGUUUGGAGACGGGUCAUGUGACAGAGAGUGUAUGGAGCCCGAGUGUCUGAGAGACGGCUUCGACUGCCUGAAGGACAGGGGCCACUGCAAUCCGGGCCACAUCCAGUACUGCCGCGAUCACUAUGCCAACUCCCACUGCGAGCAGGGCUGCGACAGCGCCGCCUGUGGAUGGGACGGCAGCGACUGCUUCAAACACCAGAGACCCCUGUGGGCCAAAGGCACCCUGGUCCUUCACGCCAGCCUCCCACAACAUCGUGGAGCCUUCGCCAACAGCUCCCUGCUCUGGGCGCUCAGCAUCCUCCUCCAGUCGCCGCUCAAGCUGAGAGGGUCCGCGCCCCUCGCCACCGACAAGAGCUUGUUUGACUUCGACCAUCAGCAGCUCACCAAACUGCUGGCUCAGGCAUCUGCGGCUGACUCAGAUGGCUCCAUCCUUUUCCUCCAAGUGGACAACAGGCCAUGCUCCCGUCUGCCCUCUACCUGUUUCCCUUAUGCCACCGAGGCGGCCAGUUUCCUGCAUGCCGUAAUGUUGCUGAAGCCCGGCUUGUUCCCCACCCUCCCGGAGCUGAAGGCCGUCGUCAGUAUUAUGGGUGUCCGAGAGGAAAUAGGAAGCAGAGAGGAGGAAGCACUGAAAGAGGAAGUCAAAGAGCCGACUCCUGCAUGGCUUUGGGCCGUGAUCACCGUAGCGAUUGGCCUGCUGCUGGUGCUGGCCCUGGUGGCGUUCCUGGUGGUGAGGAGGGUGAGGCAGCGGCGGGCUCUGAGGGAGGGCGGUAACAGGUUGAGGCACCAGUCCACGGUCACAGACAACGACCCCAAAUCCAAGGCCCUGAUGCCGCACGUAGCCCACCAGGAGCAGAGGGUCAGAUCCAGCAGAGAGAAAGAGAAGGUCAGCUUGAGGAAAAAGAAGAAAGCGAAGGAGGCAGAGAAGAAGAGGAGGAGGGAGCCGUUGGGGGAGGACGCCAUUCGAAUGCGACCGCUCAAAAGGGACCAGGAUAUAGGAAGUGACACAGACUUUACCCAGAGUUCAAUGGAAGACAUCAACGCGAGAUGCUCCAUACGACAAGAGGACGCCUCCAUCUGUGACCACAGGACCCAGGAGCAGAAACACUACCGGGCCGGAACCUCACAGCCCCGCAGACCUGUUCAACCUCCACCUAGAGGAUGGGAGAGAAACGCCAUUCCUCCUCCCCUGCUCAGUCCUCCCCAGCAGUCUGCAGAGUGGUGUGGUCCGGACGGCUCUGUGGUUCUGAUCCGAGCGGUGCGUAGCGGGCUCGACAGAGUGGUGUUGGAGCUGCUGAGAGCGGGAGUACCUGUCAACAACACGGAUCAUACCGGGAGAUCAGCCCUGCACUGGGCAUGCUCAGUAAACCAUCUCACCCUAACAAGGACCCUCAUUCGCUACGGGUCGGCCGUGGACCUGCAAGACAACAAGGGCGAGACGGCGCUCUUCCUCUCCGCCCUCCAUGGUUGCUACGAUACGGCCAGACUUCUCCUCCUGCAUGGCGCCAACCUUGAGCUGCACGAUAGAAGAGGGCGUCGCCCGAUCGACGUGGCCAGAGAGGGCAUUCACCAUCAGGUCCUGGAGCUCCUGUUGGCUCACCAAAUUCAGAGAGGGCCCGUUCCCGUCGACACGGCCAAUGAGAUGCUUUGGGAGGAGCGUGCUCUGAUGUACUCGCCGUGGGUCGGAUCACAAGGCAUGCCGGGAAGAAGUGCCUCCUUCUCUGGGAUCAUAGGGCAUCGAGAUAUGACCCCACCUCCACAAAACGAUUGGUCGAUGAGCCGAGUGCAGUACUCCUCCCCUCAGAACUGGCGACCGCAGCUCAACCAAUCAGCAACAGCGCUGGUCCCACCAAGAGUCAUGGGCCGCUCCCCUCGGCCAAUCAGCACCUUGCAGGAGGUGACCUCAGAAGACGAGGACCGCGACAGGCAUCAGGAAGUCCCCAGAGCCGCGACACCUCACUUCCUGUCGCCCCAGCCCGCCCCUCGGCAGCGUUCCUUUUCCUGCACCCAACAUGCAUUGCAGCGUCGCUCCAGUGCCCACCAGCCAGAGCCCAAUUAUGUCAUUGUGACAGACAGAACAGUCCAUGAGCCCGUAGAAAGAGUGGUUGUUUCACCUCCCACAGAUGCUGCCGCCCAAUCAGAUCGCCCGCCAAUUGUGAAUGGCGGGCAUCCCAGUAGAGCAGAGCAUGUAGCGGCGGGUUCAACAAAUUCAGAGCACAAAUCCAGAGGUGAGAGGUCAAACAACACUACUGAGUCCACACAAACAGCCUUGUAGAGAAACCAGCAACAGAACUUCAGCUGCCUUUCCCUUCAGCCCAAAGAGAACGCAUCAAAGAACACAUGAAGAUAAUGACUGACAAUGGAGCUUUAUUGAGAUCUUAAUUAUUAUUCAAUAAGCAUCUGCUGGGUGUCGCUUGAAAAAGUUGAUUAAAACAUGGCAGCACCUCCCCAGUUUUCACUCACCUCGCCUAAAUUAUUAUCAUUAUAUUUUUUACUAAGGGGGGUUUAAUGUCUUUGUAAAUGUUCUGGUACAAGACACAGUUCACUAAUUAAUAAAGCAACAUGUCUGAGACGCAUGCCAGCCCAACAUGUGAUGAAGAUAACAGUCACGCUGAGACUGCAACAUCUUGUGAAUCUUGUUGCCAGAUAUUGUAAUAUAUAUUCACAUUGUCUUGACAUCUAACAGGUUAUAUUCUGAUUAUUCCGGAAAACAUUCAAAGAGAAAUUAUUAAAAAAAGGAAACGUGCGCAUGGAUGCACAAAGAUGUCAGAAUCCUGCUGAUGCGUGCAAUAAAGUGACAUUUCAUGCAAAUUAUAUGGAUUUUUGACGUUUUUUCCAAAUUCCCUCGCAUCGGAGUCAGCAUAAGUUUUUGCCCAGUUUGACUGAUAUUAUUAAUCAGUAUACUUUUUUUAUUUCACUUGCAAAAACAAUGUUCAAUGAUCAAACAUCACAGCAAAAUUAAGCAGAAUAUCAGGAUCAUUUUCAAAGUACAAGAGAUGAAUACUACCAAAAUACCUCAAAACCAUGACAAAUAGAAUUGUGUCAUCUUUUUUUAUUUGGAUGAUAUUAUGACUUGAUUAACAAGUACAGAUGAUCAGCCCUCUCGGUGAGCUUCACCAUGGCAGCACUCAGGUAAAAAGGCAGAAAAGUUCCCAGCAACCUGAUAUAGCAGGCUGCGCUCAUGAAGUCUCCAAAGUUUAGAAUCACUUUGGGUUGGUGACUCACCGUCCUCAACCACAUGUCUGUUAACCACAGGUUUGUGGCAGCAGUGGAGUCCCAGACCAGCAGCCACUGUCUGGAGAAAACGUCCUACUAUGCAUCGCCUGUUUGUAUCUGAUUCCAGAGGAGCAGCUGGUGAAUAGAGAGGGAUGCCAGAUAUCUUAUUAUUGUGUUCCUCCAUGCUUUCUGGGUUGUUUCUGUAGAAAUAUGAUCAGGUCUUAACUGACUCCUACAACAGUGUGCGUCAUAACAUUCUAGAAUG
This is a messenger RNA of Anoplopoma fimbria (sablefish), 3836 nucleotides long. It is a transcript of the gene notchl, whose product is annotated as notch receptor, like. The transcript is spliced from 11 exons. The coding region runs from base 252 to 2630 and encodes 792 amino acids. Lineage: Eukaryota; Metazoa; Chordata; Actinopteri; Perciformes; Anoplopomatidae. Gene Ontology annotation, biological process: cell differentiation; Notch signaling pathway; multicellular organism development. The record is from RefSeq and is a predicted model, not a curated record. Gene Ontology annotation, molecular function: protein binding. Gene Ontology annotation, cellular component: membrane.